UCCCUCGUACGUAUGUAUUAUUUGCAUCGCGAGACUUUGUUCAACUUCAUCGACCAAAACUGCUAAAGUAUACCGUUAGCUCUUUAAUACUUAAUUACCUUUCUUUUCUCCUCACCUCUCCCCCGUCUCCGCGCCCCCCAUUUCAAUCGCAAUUAUUACCGUAACGCGUAAAUCGAAGAGAGAGGGACGCACCGUUCAUCUGAAUAAUUUUGAAAUGCAGCUGAAACACAAGAUGUUCCGAGCCACUUAUCGAACUUUCGAAGACAUCCUCGAAUCCGGUGUCACUCGAUCGUGAUACGUAAGGAAGAUGCGGUCGCGCGAACACCUGGCGGUCGCGCUAAAGCCGCGGAAGAGGAAGCUACCAUCGAAGGAUAAAUCCAACCAGACAAUCGCGUCUGGACCCCGUUGGUCCAGAGUCACGAUAUCCCAUGGCAAGAAACCGCACAGCGAGUCCGAUGACACCGGCAGAAGCUUGUCCCGUUUCGAAGGAUGUUCCGUUAUCGAUGCGAACGAUCCCAACGUCAUCGCUUGCGACAUCGUCGAGCUCCUCUGCGAGAGCAGCGACACGAGCAACGAAGAAAGGACGGCCUGUUCGCAGAUCUCCAGCUCGACGGAGCUCGAGGAGGACGAGGUGUGUUCCACGUGCAAAGAUUGCGCGGAAUGUCAGCUGCAGCAGCGCAAUAGCGUCGCCGCGAAGAUACGGAAAACCAAAGGAAAUUUGAUGAGCGGACAAGAUGAAGAGCUGGUGGAACACCUGGAUUAUUAUUACGAGAGCGACGUCGGCGUGGAGACGGCUUCGGUCGCUUCGUCGAGCACAGUAGCUUCUAUGGAGCAUAGGGAAAUUCCGAUUGUUGUGGAUUUGACUAGCGAGGAAUCGAAGCAAAUCGCUUGGAAGCAGACGAUCUUGAAGCGAUUCAGCGACACCGAAGAAAGCCUGGAGAUGUCGGAACCUCGCAUCAUGAUAGCCGAUACCUCCAAUAGAUUGCAACGCGGUGGCACGGGCAGCAGCCUAGCAACCGCCUUGAGGGAUCGUGGACCCUGCGUGAUCCCCGUGCAACCUAAUCGUUCCUUGCCAAUCCGACCAGCGCCGCCGACGCCGACAAGGUCAGCGGCAUCGAUAGUAACGUUACGGAAGACAUUGCGUUCGCCGAUUCUCAAGCUGUCGAAAUCCAUGAGCCUGGACGUGGUCGAGGUACAGUCAGACGUAUCUCCAAGCGCCUCAUUGACGAACGAGCUGAACGAAUUUUCUUUCGGGCAGCAGAACGGAAACGGAGACAGAAUGAUGCUUACGAGCGAGCUCAUCGAUCGCUCGGACUACAUUCUUCCAGACAUGACUAAUGUCGCGCAGAUUACGAAAGAAGUCAACAGUGUUAAAAGAAAAAAUGGUGAAGAUCGAGAAGACAAAGAAUACGAGAAAGAAAUUAUCAAAGAUGUAAAGAAACGGAAAAAAUCCCACGAACUCGAUGUCAAUCACAUUCGUGACGAACGAGUCAAGAAUAUUUUGAAGGAAUACUCCAGAACAUGUUCCGAUAAUUUGACUGACAAAGGGGAGAGAAAAUUGCAGCAGCAUGUAGUAGUGAGACUGUGGGAUGACAAGAGAUAUUCGUCACCGGUCGUAGUGUCGACGACGAAGCCAGAAGUAGAAAAGACAAAGGAGAUCUGUAACAAAGUCGUGCCGCCUUUAAGACUGAAGAAAAUUGUGCGUGAAGCAAGCGCCACCGACGAAUAUCGCAAUGUUGAGGUAAAUGCCAAAUCAGGGAACGAAUCCAAUUAUCGCAUCGUCACCGGUGCCACGCCACGUCCAGAUUCUCCAUCUAGAUACUCCGCUAUCUCCUUCUGGAGCAGCGUGACCUCGGAGAAGGAACUCGAAUCACCAACGGGCAAUGCAAAGGACAAAAGCCGACGAGCGUCGCCGAAAAGCGACGGCUAUAAAAUCAAAUAUCGUCGCAAUCGAUUGCGCCAGAAGCUGAAGGAAUUACGCGGCAAAGCGCUCGAGCUGUCGCGGGAAAUGACAGCGUGCAAUAACGCUGAUACCAGCCCGCAGCGCAGCACCCGAUUGCGGCAGAUGAUGAACUGCUAUGAGAAACAAAUUGAAAACAUCUCAAAGUUGCUAUGCAAACUAUCCGCCUCCAUACCGCCGACGACCGAUGAUGUCGUCGAUCUCGAUUAUGAGAACGAAUUAAAUGAGCAUACAUCAGCUGAGAAAAAUGCUAUCGACAGCGACGACGCGCAGGUAAACGGAAUAUCCAGAAGUAGCGUUUCCUCAUCCCCUUCUCCGGAACCGCCGAAAUUGUCACCUCGUUCUCCUAUUGACUACGAGAAAGGUAAAUCUCCUGAUGAAGUGAGAAACAGUCCGCCGGUGCUACCCAGAGUUUACAUCGCGAUCCAACCGACUGCGCUUGAAUCUCUGAAGCAAAAUCUGGCCAUCGCCAAGAGUUGGCAUAAGGAUGACAGCUCGCCGAAUUCGCCGAUCGAGAAAGAAGUCAAGAUGGAUGAUACGGACCAAACGAUAAUAAGUGGUGACGUAACCACGCCGGUUAUAUCCUCAGUCUCGUCGUCCGAGUUCGAAGAUCCAAGAAAUAGCACGGCGGAAUGGGAUGGAGGGAAUUCUUCGCUUCCGAAUUCAAAAUUGAAAAAUUCGGAAAUCGAUGAAAAAAUUCCGGAAGAUACUAAAACUUUCGACGACAUCGAGGAACAUCGGCAAGGGACACCGUCGAUAUCUUCGGACAGUUUUUUAAAUUCAACGAUGGACAUCGAGAUAGACGGAAGCGACAUGACAGAGACAAAGGAGGAAUCCGCCGUUCAAGAGCAUCUCGAUGUAAUGCAGACUUCCGAAACUACUGCGAGCGAUCAAGUCGCCUGCGAGAAACAGGAGCCGGAACAAAAAUCGAAUGAAGCUCUACCGUCCAGUUCAUCAAUCGUAGAGGAAGCUAAAAAAGUCACAGAAUAUGGUACUUACAAUUCGGAAGAAAGAAACAACAGUAAAAAUAGAACAGUCACGAGUACAGUUGCAGCUGCGCAGGAAACGUCGACAAUGAUCGGACGACCGCAAGUACCUGCUGCCAAUGUGACUAAUAUUUUGCAACUGCAAUCGAAUUAUUACGGCUCGUCCGUCGCACAGGAUAACGUUGUCUUCACGGGUGUUAUACAAAAUCCCAGGGACGCGCAGAAGGUAAAUAAUCUAUGAAAAAUAAUGAAGAGUAUUGA
Molecule: messenger RNA, 3207 nt
Organism: Pogonomyrmex barbatus (red harvester ant)
Lineage: Eukaryota; Metazoa; Arthropoda; Insecta; Hymenoptera; Formicidae
Source: RefSeq, a predicted model, not a curated record